AUCAUAGGUCAAAGAUCAGCACAUUCCUUCCCAAUAUGCCCCGUAAUGGCACUUCCUCUCAUUUCUCCCUUGGGAUUCACUAUGACCCCAGCAUUGUCUUCGAAGAACAUGAAGACUCCAUCCUUUCGGCGGAAGGGUUUGCGCUGGCGAACGAUGACGGCGAGCAUAUGACCUUCUUACGGAGAUCAGAUUUCACUAAUGGUAUGUUUGGGAACAUGGAUUUGGAUUUUAAAUCUGGAUUUGGCUUAAAUUCCAUGUUUGGGAAACUUAAGCAUUUUGAAUUUGGAUUUGAAUCAAAUUCUUUACAUUCAAAACCAAGCUUAAUUUGAAAUCCAUGCACCUCCCCUUGUCAUUUGAAAUUCAGGAUUUCAAAUUUUGGAAUUGAAAUACAUGAAUUGAAAUGAAAUGCUAGUUGCCAAACACUACCUAAANCUAAUGGUAUGUUUGGGAACAUGGAUUUGGAUUUUAAAUCUGGAUUUGGCUUAAAUUCCAUGUUUGGGAAACUUAAGCAUUUUGAAUUUGGAUUUGAAUCAAAUUCUUUACAUUCAAAACCAAGCUUAAUUUGAAAUCCAUGCACCUCCCCUUGUCAUUUGAAAUUCAGGAUUUCAAAUUUUGGAAUUGAAAUACAUGAAUUGAAAUGAAAUGCUAGUUGCCAAACACUACCUAAAGUGAUUUGACUAUUUAUUUUUACUGUAAAAGUAAUUUGACUUUUUUUUUUUACCUAAGAAGUGAUUUGACUUAUUAUUCCAAGUUUUUUUUUGAACAGGACGUACGUAAAUUAAGAUAGAAAAACGAAGAUCAAAGAACCGUUCAUGUGUAUGCCUAAACACGUGGUGGCCAGUGGGCAUUGGGGCUCGACAGUUUUCUUCUCAACUGCAAAGGCAAAAACUUCUAGAUUCAAAAGAAAGGGAAAAAAACACAGAGAAUAGAGAGUCAAAGUGAGAAAAAGGAUGGAAAGAGAGAGGGGGUAAGUGAGGUCAUCAUGAUAUUUGUCUCUGUCUCUCCUGCAAGGCAAAGCUAGGGAAGAAGCAGAGGAAUUAACAUGUUCUACUCGCAUGUUCUCCUCUCAAAGAAGGGGCAUUUAGGGAAUAUUUGGAUUGCUGCUCAUUUCUAUAAACGCCUCAAGAGAUUCCAAGUGAGCCAGACCAACAUAUCUUAUUCUGUCGAUAAAAUUUUGGUAGAUGAAGUACCUGUUGUCACUUAUAGAAUUUUAGGCCACCUUCUUGUGGGCAUUGUCAGAAUAUAUUCAAAGAAAGUUGAAUAUCUCUUCCAUGAUUGCCACAAGGUGCUGGCUGAGUUUGUCGAUUUUGCAAUUUUAAAGAGAUCAAAACCAAAGUUUGGAGCCCUACAUUCAUCUUGCUGCCCAAUCUCUCUCCCUAGGAGUUUUGAACUUGAUGCUUUUGAGUUGGAUGAUCAAGAUGGGUGCAAUGCUCAUGUAAGACAAGAUGCAUGGAAGAGUGAGCACUUUGGGCUUGUCUUCUUACCUGAUAAGUCUCAUGGUCCUGCAGAGAUUUCAAUUUCUCCAGCAAAUUCCCCAGACCACACUCCCAUCAGAGAUGUUUGUUCACCUUACUUUGCCAAAAAUGGUUCCAAUGUCGGCUCGACAAGUUACAAAACCAAUUUGAUUCCCAUGGAAAAGCUUUGCUUGAGUAGGUUCUCUUUGGAAAAGUGUAUAUAUCCUUUGAGUUUUGAAGAUACUGCAAACAUAGCGUUCAAUGAUCAGGAGACUAAUCAAACACAUCAAACGGAUGAUGAGCAAAUAAAACAGCCUGGCUCCGAUAUUUACAACCUCACAGAAUUUGAUGAAAAUUGUACGUUUUCACUAGAAGAUCGUUUGGAUCCAAUGAUUAUUGACGAUGAUGAAUUUGAAGCUGCCUUUGCUCACGAGCAGAUAAAACAUCUUGAGUCAGAUAUGUCUUACAUUGACAUGGUGCCCCUUGAUAAAUCUUCAUAUGAAAAGCAGCCCCAGGAUUUGGAACCUUUGGGCAUACGAGAAAUAACCCCCCCUAACUGUGCAAAACUUCAAACUUCCAUAAAUCAUCCGGUUUCCCUUUCUGUUGAUGUGAUCCGAGAUUCCAAGUGUCCAGGUGGUUCUGGCACUGCAUCACUCAAUAUCAUGUCUGUUCGUACACCAGCUGCUAAGGAGCGGUCAAGGGCUCUGAAGAAACGAAGAUGUGUAUUUGAUAAUCCUGUUGUGAUCUCUAAUCAUGUGUAUAAGAAUUGGCUAAACAACCAGGACGACUUGAUACACAAAAGAAAGAAAGCUCCUCACAUUCCAUUACUUGCCUGGAAACAUGAGAAGUUCUCAUCUCUUCCUGGAAGUCUUACGGAGCCUUUGAUUCCAUGUUGUGCUUUGGUAGACACUAGCCAUUUAGUUCGUGAGAUGGCGAAUAUGACAGUGCCGGUUGAUAGUGUGAAAUUCGCUGAGAUUAACGACGUACAAGUAUCUCCUGCCAAACAUAGAUCCCGCGAACAAACUCCAAUUGCUCCUUCAACACCAGUAGCCCUUACAAACUCCUGUAGAAUUCAUGAGGCACAUGUGAGUGAUGAUCUGGACAUAAUGGAGCCUCCACACUCAGUUAAAAGUAUGCACGAAGUUGCACAAGAAACUGAGGAUCUUGAGUUUGAUAUUAAUUUGAUGGAUGAGGAAACUAAUUCAGGUGAAGGGGACAUCUUGGAGAAAUAUGAAUGUUCAGCAAGAACGAGAAAGGUUGCAAUGUUUCUGCUUAGACACUUGUUAGCUCGAAAGGGUAAACCUGUUAACUUGUCUUGCACCCUUGAAGGAAGAACCAAAACACAAAGUGCAAAGGUGUUCUAUGAGAUACUGGUUUUGAAGACAGAAGGUUGGAUAGAUGUGCGGCAGGAUGAUGCGCGGGGUGACAUUUGUGUGUUUGAAUCUCCCAAACUGAAGCCAAACACUUUUGCAGAAGGGAAGAAGCAGAUGAAGGAGACGCAUGUGCUGUAGCAUUCUCAGUAGUCCUCUUUUAUGUUUCCUUUGAAUAUCAAACAUGCAACUCUUAUUUUGAGGAUAAAUACUACUACCUCCGACCCUGAAUAUUUUUCUGGGGUAACAUCAUAUUUUUUGGCCAAAUUUUAAAUUUGUCAAAAAAUUUUCCAAAUUUGACAUUGAUAUUUAUAUUUGCAUGUAAAAUCCUUUGUAAAAGUUUCAUGUCAAAAAGACCUUUCAGUAAUGUCUAAAUUAUAAUUUUUUUAGUUUUGGCCUCGAGCUCUAUGGGUACCAACACAUUUUUUGGCCAAAUUUUAAAUUCAUCAAAAAAUUUUCCAAAUUUGA
This is a messenger RNA of Cuscuta campestris, 3292 nucleotides long. The record is from the annotation of a GenBank genome assembly. Lineage: Eukaryota; Viridiplantae; Streptophyta; Magnoliopsida; Solanales; Convolvulaceae.